CUCAACUCAACUAGUAUGUCGUUUCCCGGUCCAAGUUGCGGCUCAAAGCCUGGCCAAGCCCUCAAAUGGACAGGCUUCAAAAAGCCACCAAGCCUCGAGACGGAGUGGCGCUGCUUUCCAGUCACCAAUCGCGGCAGGACUGGCACCGCGGCAGCCUCACCAUCACCCAGCACGCUCCCUAUUUUCUUCCGUCUUGUCGCCCAGCAAGAUCGACACUGCAUAGUUGCUUCUUGUCUUGAACGCAGCCAAGGACAAAAAACUGGUUUCAUGGCUAGCCGUCAGGGUGCUGAAGAAUGCAGGAGGGACUGA
Podospora pseudocomata is the source of this 309-nucleotide messenger RNA. RefSeq lists its product as uncharacterized. The record is from RefSeq and is a predicted model, not a curated record. Bases 16 to 309 code for a protein of 97 amino acids. NCBI's taxonomy places the organism in Eukaryota, Fungi, Ascomycota, Sordariomycetes, Sordariales, Podosporaceae. The transcript is spliced from 2 exons.